Messenger RNA from Dovyalis caffra, 1140 nucleotides. The record is from the annotation of a GenBank genome assembly. Lineage: Eukaryota; Viridiplantae; Streptophyta; Magnoliopsida; Malpighiales; Salicaceae.
AUGGAGUUUAUCUGGGAGGAACUUGGUCCAAAAUUUAGGGAUCUUCUUGAAAUGGGGAAGUCAGGAGUUAUUGCAUCUGUUAUUGCUGCAAGUCAAAGGCUUCAUACACAUGAACAUGAGGUCUGUAAGGCCCUUUCCGAUGCAGUAUGCUUGCCAAAUGAGUCUCCAAGAUUCACUGUUCAUCGAAUAUUUUUUCUUGAAAGUUACUUUGCUUGUGAGGACAAAUCCAACUGGAAGUGGCCAAGUGGUGCCAAGAUCCACAUUAUGGGCUCUCUGAUUCUGCAGGCACAACUCAUACAGCAUUAUAUUACAAGUCUCACAUCCAUGGAAGUUGACCAUAUCUUUGAAGCUGCAAAGGAUACAGGUGGAGCUCGUACAAUUGAAGCAUUUCUGGAUUCUGAUGCAUCUGGGAAACAAAAGCACAGAUUAAUCAAUAAGUAUGUCAUGCCACAGUUACGGGGACAUUUUGGAGAGCUUGCAAUGCACUCUUCUGGUUCAUUUACAGUUGAAAAGUGCUUCAAUGCCAGUAAUUUGUCACUAAGAGAGGCCAUAGCAUCAGAAUUGCUGCCCGUGCAAAGUGAGCUUGCCAAGACAAAGCAAGGUCCUUACCUCUUGAGAAAAUUGGAUAUUGAUGGUAAUAACUAUGAUAAAAUUCUUCUGGUUUGUCCUGACUUGAGUUGGGACCACUGUCAGACAUUAAUUGACAUGGGCACUGGGGCAGUAUGCAAUAGGGAAACAAGUUCAUAUGCUAACCGGCCUGAUCAGUGGAGAUCAAGACAAGCAUCGAAACAAUCAACUUACAAAGAAUUUCAUGCUGCAUUUGGAUCUAGUGAGACCAAGUCAUCAAAAAGCGACUCCUUCCUUGCUGAUACUUCCAAAAGCGUAUCACUCACAACAGGAUUAAAGAAUGUGAGGAAAGAGAUUGAUCAUCAUUUGGCCUCAUCUGAGAAAUAUGCAAAACACACUGUGGUUGACGAUAUCAUGAAAGUGAAAAACAGGAAGAACAAGAAGGAUCAUGGUGGUGCCUCUGAAACAGCAACUGGUGUUAAUCGGAAACCGUUUCUAUCUGUUGACAUGAAGAAGAACAAACGACACAGACAAGAGGAGCCAUCUAAAGCUUCAAGAAAGCAAAAAAUUUGA